Molecule: messenger RNA, 3795 nt
Organism: Eruca vesicaria subsp. sativa (arugula)
Lineage: Eukaryota; Viridiplantae; Streptophyta; Magnoliopsida; Brassicales; Brassicaceae
Source: the annotation of a GenBank genome assembly
UUUGUACUUUCAAUGCAUUAAAACCACAUAAAGAAUCCAAAGAAAAGGUCUGUGUAACGUACUAACGUCAAUCGAAUUAAACUCACCCAACUUUCUUGUUUUCCACAAACUUAUUAAAUCUUCUUAUCCCCAAGAAUGGGAGUCUUGUUGUGAUUUAAGAACAAAACUCCAGUCAUGGAUCUCGAGCGUCUGAGUCCAAGGAAUCAACUUAAGAAAGAAUCUUGGUGGACUGUUUUGACAUUAGCUUACCAGAGCUUAGGUGUGGUCUAUGGAGAUUUAGCAACUUCACCUUUGUAUGUAUACAAGAGCACUUUCGCUGAAGACAUUCAACACUCUGAGACAAACGAAGAGAUCUUUGGUGUUCUGUCUCUUGUCUUCUGGACAUUAACUCUCAUCCCACUACUCAAAUACGUUUUUAUUGUUCUUCGUGCUGAUGAUAAUGGAGAAGGUGGGACUUUUGCUCUCUACUCUUUACUCUGUCGCCAUGCUAGAAUCAGCUCCUUUCCCAACUUCCAGCUCGCUGAUGAGGACCUUUCUGAGUAUAAGAAAAUAUCCGGGGACAAUCAGAGGAAUUUAAAAGAUAAGGGGUGGAGUUUGAAAAAUACAUUGGAGAAGCAUAAGGUUUUGCAGAACAUGUUGCUUAUUCUUGCUUUGAUUGGGACUUGUAUGGUCAUUGGUGAUGGAGUUCUCACACCAGCAAUCUCUGUUUUCUCAGCAGUCUCUGGAUUAGAGUUAUCCAUGUCCAAGGAGCAACAUCAAUAUGUGGAGGUGCCAGUGGUUUGCGCCAUACUGAUAAUCUUGUUCUCACUACAACACUAUGGAACACAUCGUUUAGGCUUUUUGUUUGCUCCAAUUGUGCUAGCAUGGCUUCUCUGCAUAAGCACCAUUGGUGUAUACAACAUCUUCCACUGGAAUCCUCAUGUUUACAAAGCAUUGUCUCCUUAUUACAUCUACAAGUUCCUCAAGAAAACUCGCAAACGCGGUUGGAUGUCUCUAGGUGGCAUCCUUUUAUGCAUAACCGGCUCGGAAGCUAUGUUUGCUGAUCUAGGACACUUCACUCAGUUGUCAAUACAGAUUGCGUUCACAUUUGCUGUUUACCCGUCGUUAAUCCUCGCAUACAUGGGCCAAGCCGCAUAUCUGUCUAAGCACCAUGUCAUCGAGAGCGAUUACCGGAUUGGAUUUUAUGUUUCAGUACCCGAAAAAAUAAGAUGGCCUGUAUUGGCAAUUGCUAUUCUGGCGGCUGUUGUGGGAAGCCAGGCGAUAAUCACUGGAACAUUCUCGAUCAUCAAGCAAUGCACUUCUCUAGGUUGCUUCCCUAAAGUCAAAAUCGUCCACACAUCUUCUAAAAUGCAUGGCCAGAUUUACAUCCCGGAGAUUAACUGGACUCUCAUGCUACUAUGCUUGGCAGUCACGGUAGGUUUCCGCGACACCAAACACAUAAGCAAUGCCUCAGGUUUGGCGGUUAUUACCGUUAUGCUGGUAACAACCUGCUUAAUGUCACUUGUAAUAGUAUUAUGCUGGCGCAAAAGCUCCCUCUACUCUCUAACCUUCAUCUUCUUCUUCGGAACAAUCGAAGCUAUCUACUUCUCAGCUUCACUCAUCAAAUUCCGCGAAGGGGCGUGGGUGCCACUCGCACUCUCCUUCAUCUUCCUCCUCAUCAUGUACCUGUGGCACUACGGAACCGUCAUGCGUUACCAAUUCGACGUACAAAACAAAGUCUCAGUCAACUGGCUCCUAACCCUCUUCGGCUCCUCGAACCUAGGCAUCGUCCGUGUCCGUGGAAUCGGUGUGAUCAACACCGAACUCGUCUCGGGCGUUCCCGCGAUCUUCUCUCAUUUCGUUACUAACCUUCCCGCGUUUCACCAAGUUGUUGUGUUUCUAUGUGUGAAGUCUGUUCCUGUCCCGCGUGUUAAACCGGAAGAACGGUUUUUGGUUGGGAGAGUUGGACCGAAGGAGUUUCGGUUAUACCGGUGUAUAGCCCGGUAUGGUUACCGUGACGUGCAUAAAGAUGACGUUGAGUUUGAGCAUGAUCUUGUUUGUAGUAUCGCUGAGUUUAUACGUUCGGAUAAAGCGUUUGAUAACGAUUUGGACGUUGAGAACGAAUCUGAGAGGCUUACCGUAGUGGCAGCUUCCUCCUCUAGUCUUGAAGGUGUUCAAAUCUAUGAAGACAACAAACCAGAAGUCAAGAAAAAGGUGCGGUUUGUGUUACCGGAAAGUUCGAGGAUAGAUAGAUCGGCGGAGGAGGAGUUAAGGGAGCUGACGGAGGCGCGUGAGGCAGGGAUGGCGUUUAUAAUGGGACAUUCGUAUGUGAGAGCGAAGGCCGGUUCGAGUGUGAUGAAGAAAGUUGCUAUUAACUUUGGGUAUGAUUUUUUAAGGAGGAACUCAAGAGGUCUUUGUUAUGGUUUGUCUACUCCUCAUGCUUCUACUUUAGAAGUUGGUAUGGUUUAUAUUAUGUUAUUGUUUUUCUUUGUUUUGGGAACAGAGAUUGUAAGUGGGCUUGUGACGAAUGUAGCAUCAAUGCUGUGGAAAUGGUUGUGGUCUCUUCAGACAUCUACAACCACAACAGUCACCACGAAAUCUGGUGUUUCUAGCCGCUCGAUGGUGAAAUAUGAAAAUGGAUAUAACAUAGAGACAGUGUUUGAUGGAAGUAAGCUUGGGAUUGAGCCUUAUGCAGUUGGAGUUUCCCCUAGUGGAGAAGAGCUUAUUGUCUUGGAUUCUGAGAACAGUAACAUCCACAAAAUCUCCAUGCCUCUUUCUAGAUAUGCUAAACCAAAGCUAGUCUCUGGUUCACAAGAAGGUUACACAGGACACGUCGAUGGAAAGCUCAAAGAAGCUAAAAUGAAUCGUCCUCGAGGGUUAGCCAUAGACGACAGUGGAAACAUCUACGUCGCCGAUACUAAUAAUAUGGCCAUACGCAAAAUCAGCGACGAAGGAGUCUCAACCAUCGCCGUUGGAGGAAGAUUCUCCGAUGACUUUGAUUUGAUCUACGUCUCUUCAACCUGCUCUCUCUUAGUCAUUGAUCGAGUAAACCAAGUGAUUAGAGAGAUUCAGCUUCACGAUUAUGACUGUUCUCAUCACGAACAUGAAACCGAACACGAAACAAAUCUCCAUCUUGGAACCGCUUUGCUAGUUGCUGCUGCAUUUUUUGGUUAUAUGUUUGCGUUAUUAGUACGUAGAGUACGAUCGUUGUUCUCUUCGUUUCGUCAUGAUAAUAAGAGGCAUGUGGCAAAACCGAACAUGACAAUGGCUCCAUAUCAACGUUAUCCAAGACCGGUUCGACAGCCAUUAAUCCCACCUCAACAUGAACCGGAAAACGAAGAAGGAUUUCUCGGUUCUCUUGGAAAGCUUGUGGUGAAAACCGGUUCGUCGGUUUCAGAGAUGAUGACCGGACCAAGGAAAGUUACUCCCCAAGACUUCCACUACCACCAUCCGCAACAGCAAAGCCAGUGGCCGGUACAAGAGAGCUUUGCUAUACCGGAAGAAGAUGGACCACCGGCUUUAGAACCGAGAUCAGGUACAAUUAAUCAGGAUAAACCCUACCUUAGACCACAAGGCACAACCCAAAACCGGUCUUAUUACCAAGAUUGUGACCAAUACCAAACCCAGCAGAAACGAAAAGUGAACGAUACCGAAGAUAACCGAGAGAAUGAGAUUGUGUUUGGGGCGGUUCAGGAGCAAGACGGCCGCCGAGAAGCUAUGGUGAUCAAGGCUGUUGAUUUCAAGGAAGCCAUGAAUGAUCAGCGAAAUCUACGGCCUAGAAUUAAUUACAUGGGAUAUUCUUCUCAUGUCUACUGA